Cylicocyclus nassatus is the source of this 2534-nucleotide messenger RNA. The record is from the annotation of a GenBank genome assembly. NCBI's taxonomy places the organism in Eukaryota, Metazoa, Nematoda, Chromadorea, Rhabditida, Strongylidae.
AUGGAGUUUUUUCAAGAGUUGCAGAAGUGUCGAGUGCCCGUUCAUGCACGAAUAGGUUUCGCUCAGGCUGUUGCGAGCUUCUACAACUUCAUAAACGUUUACAUCGACGCUGCAGUAGCUCAAGCCCGCAGCCGCAUCUCACACGUGUUAGAAAGGCUACGCAAUGAGUUCAAAUCUCUCUCUUCCUACCGAGCGGUCAGACAAGCGCCAGCUAAGGAGCAUGAGCCCUACGUAGUCGGCCUUGCUUUAGCCACGCACAGGGACAUCUUGGCGACACUUCGAUGCAUUUACAGCAAAUUCGGAAGAACUGAAUCCAUAAGCAGACAGCAUUACAACUACUUCUUGGAGACGCCGAUGUUCUACAUUAUUCAAUGCAACAGCCCGCAACGAAGACAUGCUCAAACUGGCUUGCGACGCAUCGAAUUGGACGUGGAUGGUGGUAAAGAAGAACUUUUUGUAGAUGCUUAUCCACGCCCAAAGAGCCUCAAUCGAGUGCAUGAGGAAAGCACGUUCAGGAGAGGGUUUUUCGUGUUAGACAGAGAAUCGCUCUUCGCUCUUUCUGACGGACGUAUGCCACAGCUUACCUCUGGUCGGCUGUUAACCCCUCAGCAGGCUAUGUCGCGGUUGUCAGCGACUAUCCGCUCAUUUACUCCUCGAAGAACAUUGUGUGCGUUGCAAAUCAACUUCGCGAAAGCAGCCGAUCAAAAUGGCGGCGAGCAUUUUCACAGUCCUCUACCUGGACCUUCAAAAAGAUGCGCGAGCACUAUGUCCCCACGCGAUACGGACAAAGAUUUUGAGGCAGUAAUCAAAAUUGUGCAGAGAUUCCGAAAAGAACCACAAAAUUGGCCUGUCGAAGAACAGCCGUUUGGAAUAAUCGAACGCACUUUUGUGGGUACAACGAUGCAUCCUGUAGAGUUGCGUCCAGAAAGAGGCUUUGUCAACAUGGUCCCUAUCGGCUUCAUGAUGUUUCGCCAUUUUUUCAGGAAACUGCGAGCAAAGGGAAACUUUGAACUGUUCAAAUCCACAGGUAUAUUUGAUGAGGAGGAGGUACGGCAAGGAGCAAAACGUGUUUUUGAAGUAAUCAGUCAGCAUGCUACGAAGGACAAUAUGAACGAUUUGGUGAAGAACAAUGUUUGCGGUCAGGAACUCAUAGACCGAUUCGAAGGGGCUAGCAGUAAGAUGAGCCCAAAACAGCGAGAACUGCUUAAUCUUACCGAAAAGGAUAUCUAUGCCAUAGCUCCAGGUGUCCUAGGACCUUUUCAGCUGAUACGACCUGUAUCACGUAGUGGAUCGCCCUACAUCAGCUACAGCCUGUUGUGUUGCGCAUUCUAUAAGAAGCAGAUGCUUUUUAACGCAGUACGUAAUUUACCGCUAAUGGAGGAAGGCGAGAAAGUUGAGUUUGUCUCUAUACCACCUGACUACGGCUACGCUGCUCCUCGCUUGAUUUUUGGAUUUACUACGUUUGGUAAUAGAAUUAUUGGCAGGGGCAAGCCGUGUAGGCCAAGUGGUAAACUUGGACUUAUGGCUAAUGUAGCUGUUCAGUGCUCACGAUUACUGACUUCCUUGAACACUAGGAGGUCCACAAUAAUAGGAUGUGCUCACCUUUCAGCUCAGAGCGCAGAUGAUGCAGAAUUUGCUGACCUUUACAGUUUAGCUAAAGUAUGGAAUAGAGCUCCUCUUCGGACACAAAAUCGCUAUCCUGCUGAUCAGAAAGCCUUCUCUUUAACUCGUGAUUCCACGGAGACGACAGACAAAUACCAAAAUGACCUUUGCUUUAAAGAUGAGAACAACUUGGUCUUGACAAAGUUCAAAGGUAUGGAUUUAUGGACGAAAACGUUGGCAUAUCUUUAUUGGUUGAAAACAAAAUUCGUCGUACUCGGUGCUACACCUACAUUGCCUAUGAGUGAUGAAGAUCUAGUUAGAGGCGGUCAAAAAGUCUUUCGAACAAUUUUGGAUGCUGUAGUAGGAAGGAAUGUUGAGUCUUUAGCCCCGCUCAUGCUUCGCAGGUCAGCGUUAGAUUUGCAUAGGAAGAUGGCUUGGAAUUUAAAGGACAAGCAGAGAGAUGCUCUCAUGGUUACUGAUGCCGACUUUGUUGGGCAUAAUGGUUUUGUAUACAACUGGGAUGGAUUUGGAACAGAAAAAGGUACAUUAGCACGGAUGAUGCAUUCUGCGUCGAUUGUACCAAGAGAUGCAACGGGAGAGAUACUCGAUCACCCACAUUUUCGAUAUUCUAUAGUCUUAGCAGCAUUAUUACGAAAGAAUGAGUUAUAUAAAAUGGUACGACAAUUACCAUUCAACUUUGAAAAAGAGCGAAUGAUAUUGCGUAUGCCACCAAAUUAUGGUUUUGUAACUCCGCGCUAUGUUGUCAUGAAAAUCGAAAUGUGCCAUCAGGUGAUUAACAUACGACAUCCUUAUGCAAUAGUACUGGGUGAAGACGGAUUGAUAUACGACUUUCAUAUACAUUCAUUCUGAGAAGUGCCUAGCGCAUUCAGUAGUUAAGAACGUAAUCAGGAUAGAUCGAUAAAGAUUUCUAA